AGUGUGGGGAGAGCGCAGCACAGCAUGUGAAACUGCAUAAAAUAUUUUCCUACACAACUUUGAGACCCCGAAUCGGUGGAGCGCUGUGUCGGCGUAUAAUGUGGGGUGUUUGGCCGGCAUGGCUGUCAGUUGAUUUUCAUAUGUUGAGAAAUUAACAACGGUAUUGGUUAAGGUGACACACUACAUACUAUAUGCUCGUGAGAUAAAUUGAAGAACAUUCGAACAACGUAAGACUUAUUAUAUAGCGACAGCGACAAGAAGAUUCGUGGUAGUGGUGAAUUAUACAAUAAAAUAAAAUAACUCCAAUCAGCAGCACAUUGUCGAUGAAAUGCACUUUGUUUUUUUUUGCCAACAUUAAACCGUGUUUUCGGCUGCAAAAACAAAAAUCACGUAUGUAUAUUAUGUAAAGCAGCGGGCUACGAAAGUGCUAAAGUGCCGGAAACUAAUUGUGUUAUACAUUUUUGGAAAUAGUUUGAAGUUCUGAUGAAAUCAAAGUAAAUUUUUUUCUUUCUACCAAAUUGAAUGUCGCAUAUUACGAAAGUAAAAUAAAUAACAAACACAAAUAAAAAUUACAAUUAAAUUGUAAAAAUAGCGUAAAUAUAGAUAAAAAAGCCGUAAUUCAAUCAUUAUUCUUAUUUAUUAACAAAUAAAGGCGAGUUAGUGCUAUUACUGCGCAGGCAUUGCGGACGAAGUGGCCUCAGUUAAGGACAAGCGCGGUCGCUGGCCAGCCGAAGCAAGGGCAAAGAAUUUAAUAGUGCAUAUAGCUGUCUAUAUGUAUAGGUCCACGUAUAAUUGAAAGCAUUAAAUUGCGCGACAGUUACGAGUGCAAUUUUAUGAACGCGAUUCUCGAAGCAUUGUGCAUUUAAAUUGGAAAUUUCUCGCCAACAAAAACGCGCCCUUACGUUGUCCGUUGCUGCAGCGUAUCCCCUAGCCGCCAGCAGCCCUAGACGCGCCUAUAGCGUAAAAGUGCAAGUGAAAAUUUUCCAGAGCAGCGCCGUAAGAUGUUGACCGUCUCCAAAGGCCCCAGCAAGAUAGUGGCCAAAACACGCAGAGGUGUUCCGCAAAAUUAUGAGAAAUUAUUUGAAAUCAAAGAGAGCGGUCGCAGAUCCUCUGACCUUAAUAGUCCGGAGAAUAAAAGUGCACCACGUCCUGUCUUCAAAAAAUCUGCUUCGAAUGGCCGACACAUAGAAGAGGUCUCAUUAACACCACAGCAUGAGGAGAUCGUGCAGUACAUCAAUGACUCGUGGAACGUCAUUGUGGCACAUAAUCCUUACGACUCCGCGUUCGAAAGCAAUAGUCAUCCGGAACAACCUACGGACUCCAACAACAACUCUGCAGGUUCUUCCAUCGCAUCCACCUCAACAUCAUCUGCCGCCUCAUCGGUGUGCACCUCGCCGCAACCGACCGCAUCGAUCUAUUGCAUCGAACCGCCGAGCCCAGUGUUGAGCGAUUUCAAGCCCUUCGAUUUGGUGACUUGGUGGUAUGAUCGCCUCUGUGAUGUCAAGAGCACGUGAAGUGUGACGACGAACUAAAUCUAGCGAGAGAGUGAGUGUGCGCGUGAAUGUGUGUGUGUGCGUGUGUGGGUGAGAAUGUGACGUAAAUGUACAACGAAGUGCUAUUGAGUAAAACGAAAACAAGCUUAGACACAUAAAUACAAAUAAUUUACAACCAAAAAAGUGGCAGCAAGCGAAAUUUCGUGCAUAAAACACACAAACCACAAACAAAUUAAGCAAAUCAUAAACAAUUGUGAAUUGUCAUCACCUGCGUCAGACAGUCGUCGCCGUCGGCGCCUAAAUGCAGUGUAAUUAACAUACAUACAUACGUAAAUAGAAAUGCAUAUACAUGCAGGCUAUACAUACACACUUACAAAUAUGUGUAAAAUAAUUACUUUUUAAUUAAGUUUUAUGUUUAUAUUUACCGCAGAUAUGUUUGCUCGUUUUUUUAAUUAGCUGUUACAGUACUAAAGUAAUAUAUAUUGCAUAAUAAAUAUAUUUAAAUUUUUAUAAUAAUUUAGAAACUCAACAAAUUACAAUCCUAAUAGUUAUAAUAUAUGUACAUAAUAUAUACAUACUAUAUAUAUAUUAGUUAACGAAAAUAUGAAAACAAUUUAAAAUAAAUUUCAAUAGGCACUUUUUAUUAGCAAUCACUGUAGUUACGCUCAAACCAAUAGCUACAGAAAUAAAAUAUUUGUUAUAAAUUAACAACAAAAUCGCUGUGAGAACUCGAGACGUAUGAUACAUAAGAACUUUCAUUGACGAAAUAAUUGUAUUAUGCAACAAAAUUUAUACUUAUAGGUGGUGAAAAACACAGUCUCAAACAAACAACGUAAAAAUAGUAUAUUUUACUUAUUUUUAUGCUAAUUAAAAAAAAUGCAAUAGUUAGAAAACUCACCACGGAAAAAAAUCAACACAAAAAUUCACCACGAAAAAUUUCACCAUAAUAGUUUCACCACAAAAGAAAAUUCACCACGAGAUCAAUUUCACCAUAAAAGAAAAUUCACCACUUAAGAAAAUUCACCAAAAUUUUUGAACAAAAAAUUAUAAAAUGAAAAUAGACUUUUCUACAUACUCCGCGAUAUUCUAUUAGAAUGAUAAGUAGAAAUAACAUUUCUACAGUUAAAAAAACUUACACUGUGGAAAAAGGUAUAGCACUAACUUUAAACCAAACUAAAAUCACAGUUAUAUUAAAAUUACAGUUAUUUAAAAUAUAUUACGCUGUGGAAGAAAGUAUAGCGCUAAACUGAAAAAUUUGUUAAAACUAUUUGACUGACUAUUAAUUGCGACAACACUUUGAGAUACACUGUAGGUAUAAGGAGUGCCGGCCAAAAAUUGUUAGCUACUGUUUAAACAUCCUGUAGGACAUGCAUUUUAACUUACACAUUUUUGCUAUAAUAUGUUAUAGCAAUUUUACAGUUAACGCCAGCUGUUGUGUAGACACUUUGAAGACCAAUGUAUUACAAGGGAAAUGUUAAAUUUGUUGUUAUGAGGCCAGCAAAGUGUUUUUAAGGAAAUGUUAAAGAAAAUGCAUGUAUGUAUGUAUGAAUUUGUACAGAGCUAUUGUUGAGGGUAAUGUGUAUUUUACAAAAAAAAAUCAAAAUAUUGUUUGCCAUAUUUUUAAGAGCACGGAAACUGCAAUUUUCAACUCCAACUACACAAAAAUAAAGCAAAAAAUUUAAUGUUUUUUAAGUAAAAAAAAAUCGUCGAAAGGAUGAAUAGAAAAAUUUGUAACAAAAAUUUUAAUUAAAAAAUUUUUCUUUUAAUAAAAAUCCGUAAUUAAAAUUUUUUUUAAGAAAAUUUUGCAAAAAUCUUAUUUUAUAGUCAAUAAUUCUAUUUAGUUGUUCUUUGCGUACUUAUUAUGUAAUUUACAAAUGUGGACACAAAGUAAAUUCGCACAAAUUUGUUAAUUAUUUUAAUUUUUUUUUAAUAUUGAAACGCAGCUUUAUAAAUAUGCGUGUAUUUAUGUAUGUAUUUGUAUAAAAAUAGUAUAUUAGAAAUUUUUCACAAGUAACAAAUUUAAAAUUCUUUUUAUUUUUUAAAUUUUCAAAAAAAAAGUUUAUUAAAGAAACUACAAUAAUGUUCAUUGAAUUGACGCAUAAUUAAUUCUGUAUUACCAUAUUUUCGUCAUCAGAGUUUAGUUUUUUAAAAACGCAUAUUCAUCCAAUUGACGUAUGACAAUUUCUUCUUUUUAGAAAAUUAUAUAUUAACUUUCCAGGCUAAAAAAUUGCAGCUACAAAGUUUUUCAUCUAAUUUUUGCUUCACUGUACUGUGCAAUAAAAAAAUAGUGCUAUAACAAUUUUUUUAUUACUUAAUAUUAAAAAAAUUUCAUUGAAGUGUGAACCCAUAUUUGUAAAGCAAAAUAAGCAUGAAUAUAAAUUUUAUGCAAUGUGAUGAGCACAUAAAAGAAUUACCGAAAAAAUUAACCAAAAAUUACCCAAAAAAUAAUCGAAAAAUUAUCCAAAAAAUUACACAAUAAAAAAUCUAAAAAUUUUCCGGAAAAUAACCAAAAAAAAAAGUUCCAAAAAAAUUCCCAAAAAAAUUACGUAAAAAACUAAACAAAAACUGAACUACUAAAAUGAACUUGCCUUACAAUUUUUUUUUAAUUAUCUGUAAUUAAGUUACUUGUUGAAUUGUCAAGCUUUGCUUGUUUGAACAGACAAUAAUAUUAGUAGGCAACAAGGCGGGGCAAAAAAGUUGAAGAACACAAAUAUUAUUUAAAUAUAUUAAUGAAAAUAUUAUAAAUAAUAUAAAUGAAAAUUGUAAAAAAAAUUUAAAGAAAUUUGUAGUUGAAAGGAAAUCAAUUAACGAAUGCAUUUUACGUGGGAGAGCGUUGGUAGCGAAUGACGCAAUAAACUUAGAGAAUUUACGCUAGAAAAGUAACAAAUUAAAUAUCAUUAAGAAAGCAAUUAAUAACAUUUAAUUUGAACUGAUACGCUAACUAAGAAUAAGUCACAAAAACAACGUGUAAACUUCAAAAUAUUUGUUAGAAAGCUAAAUUACGAAAAUACUUCUAAAGGACGUUAAUUUAUUGCCCGAUUUAGAUAUCUCUAUGUAAUUAAAAUUCUGCGUUAAUAAUAAUUACAUGACUGUGCACUUAUUGGAGAUUUUGAAAUGCUGUAAAUACAGUAAAGUACAAUAACAAAUAAUUAUUUUUUUUUUUGUAAAAGUAAUGAAUUUAUAAAUGACUGCAUUCUACCGUGAGUUUUAUUAUAUGCGGAGCAGACAAGUUAUAUAUAAAUAAAUUUACAGUAAACUAGCUGAUAACCAGCAGCAAAAAAGAAAAUGAAAUAAAAAAUACGAAAAUAAAAUAAAUUUUAGCUUUAUGAAUAUGAUGAAAUAUUCAAAAAUAUUGAUGAAAUAUGUAUAUGAUAUAUAAUGAAAAAUUAAUAACACGUUGACAUGUGAAAAUAUGAAAAAUUACUGUUAAAAAUCUUGUUGGAAGUUUGUUGUAAAUUUUUGGCGCUCACGGCAGCUAUUAUAAAGAAGAAGUAAAAGAAAAAUAAAAUUUUCUGCAUAUUUACAACAUACAUCUAAGGGAUGUACACUAAAUUUUGGACUAAUUGUUUGGUGAAUGUGAAAAAUUAGAAAAAAUUUUCUUUGAGCUUACAAAAAUUAGUUUUUUUUCGUAUUUUUCCAAUUUCAUCGAAAGGAUGAAUGACUUCAUUAAAUACCAACGACAUUAAAAUUAAGUAAGGUCGCUUAUGCAAUGUUCAAAUGAAUUUCUGGUUAAAAAUAUUUUCUAAGUUUAACUCAAAAUAAAUUUUUUCCAUAUCUCAAAUUUGAUCGAAAGGACGAACUAGUUCAUU
Messenger RNA from Bactrocera dorsalis (oriental fruit fly), 5302 nucleotides. RefSeq lists its product as uncharacterized. The coding region runs from base 1002 to 1514 and encodes 170 amino acids. The transcript has 5 exons. The record is from RefSeq and is a predicted model, not a curated record. NCBI's taxonomy places the organism in Eukaryota, Metazoa, Arthropoda, Insecta, Diptera, Tephritidae.